Messenger RNA from Branchiostoma belcheri (Belcher's lancelet), 2838 nucleotides. RefSeq names its product pre-mRNA-splicing regulator WTAP-like. Gene Ontology annotation, biological process: regulation of alternative mRNA splicing, via spliceosome. Gene Ontology annotation, cellular component: nucleus. Bases 178 to 1470 code for a protein of 430 amino acids. The transcript has 8 exons. Lineage: Eukaryota; Metazoa; Chordata; Leptocardii; Amphioxiformes; Branchiostomatidae. The record is from RefSeq and is a predicted model, not a curated record.
GUUACCCACAGUGCUUUGUAUGCAUAUUUUGCACAUGGCGGGCGUCCAUCUUGAAAAAUUGUAUCUGUGAUCUCCGAGGGAAGAAGCGAGCGUAGAUGCAUCGCUCUGCCUGAAAAACGCCGUUUCUGGAUUACCAACGAUAGGAGAGGGACUCUAGAUUCGAGAGGGUCUAGAGUCAUGUCUGAGGGUGACCCUCCACCCAAAAGGGUGAAACUAAGUGAAGAGGAAGUCAGGAAACUACCCAGAGAUGAGCUAGUCAAAAUCUGGUCAGAACAGAAUGCAUAUGUCCAGUCUCUGGAGAAUAAGAACAAUGCAGGACCCAGCUCAAGUACUGAAUGUGAAGAACUGACCGGUCUGCGUGAGUCUGAGGAGAAACUGAAGCAGCAGCAGCAGGAGUCAACCCGCCGCGAGAACGUCCUCGUCAUGAGGCUCGCCACCAAGGAACAGGAGAUGCAGGAGAUCGCCAGUCAGAUCCAGGAGGUGAAACAAGGUCAGACCCCAGGAACAGCACAGCUGCGCACCAUGCUGCUGGACCCUGCUGUCAACCUGCUGUUCACCCGCAUGAAACAGGAACUCACCGACAGCAAGGACAAGCUGGAACAGGCACAGAACGAGCUGAGUGCCUGGAAGUUCACCCCAGAUAGCCAAACCGGUAAGAAGCUGAUCUCUCGGUGCCGGAUGCUGAUCCAGGAGAACCAGGAGCUGGGUCGGCAGCUGUCACAGGGCCGCAUCGCCCAGCUGGAGGGGGAACUCGCCCUGCAGAAAAAGUACAGCGAGGAACUCAAGUCAAGCCAGGACGAACUGAACGACUUCGUGAUCCAGCUAGACGAGGAGGUAGAAGGUAUGCAAAGUACAAUCUAUGUCCUUCAGCAGCAACUGAAAGACUGCCGCCAGCAGCUCGCUCGGGCUCAAGAAGAGCUGUCGAACACUCGGACAGAAUUGAGCCAAGCCAAACUCAUGGAUAGGACAGAAAGGACUCUCCAGGAGACGCCCCAGUCCGCAGCAAGCUCCUCGGAGGGCCUCGGCCCCCGCCACAACCCCGGCCACGCUUGUAAUAGCCUGGCCAACCAUUCGUCUACGAGUAGUAAUGACCUGCCCGCCAAUAACGGCGCUCAUGUUUUGACUUCCCUGCGUACGAAGACAGAGCCUAGCGAGGAAAUAGAAAGCAAUUCGUGCAAAACGAGCCAAAAUGCUGCCGAAUUGACUCCCAACUCGGACCCCCUCCUGGAGGCGGGUCAUAAACACGAACAGAACCAGGUCCUGACCAACACUGUCUUGGAGGAGGUUUCCAACUCAGAUAGUAGUCCUAGUCAGACUUGUUUGGAGGAAAAGACUGCAAUAUCCCUUGACGGUCUCGCCAGUAACGAACCCAAUUCGAUUGGAAGAGACCCUAGCUCCCCCGAACAGACUACUGAACAUAAUGGCGUCCCCGACAGCGUUCCUCGUAUAUACGGUCAGGGAACUGCGUAGAUUGGACUGCGCUAGUCGCGCAGAGUCUUUCCAAAUAUUUGUCCGAAGCUUCAAUGUUGUCCAGGUGAUCGCUGUCCUGCGUACGAGAUUGUUUGUGCCUGUUAAUACUAUCUAUUCACCCAUAUUAUGUUGGUAGCUGGACAUAAAACUGAGAGUAUUUCUGUGCUGCAAACAGUGGUAAGAAUAGCAGGUACACUUUAUAGUUGUAAGGAGGACCCUGUUCGUUUAUAGUAUGAAAAAAAGUCUCUUUGAUUAUUUCUGUGAACACUAGUAACUCUGUGCACUACUGUAGAUUGUGUAAUGACUGUUUUCUGCUGAUGUUUUCAGUGAUCUUGUUCAUUAUCGAACAUCCCGGCACUACAUGAAAAAUCCAACAAUCUGUACUUACAGAUGACAGUUUUUCCCCAGUAAAUUGGUAAGCAGAGGCCAAUAGUAUAUGAACUUGAAGAAAACAAAACCAGAUAUCCCAAAGGAGGUCAAUCACAUUUUUGUCUUAAUAGAUGAGAAGGGAAACAUUUUUUUUUUUACAAAUGGAUAAAUUGCAUAACUGACCAUUUUUCUUGAGUGGUAUCAUUGCUGCAGCUGUAACAUUUUAUUGAAGGGGGUAGGAGUAUGUAUUACACAACUAUUCAGGUCUCACAGGGUACAUCUUCUUUCACUGGUGACAAUUGUGGACCAAACUGAAAACAACAGGGGCUCCGUUGUUUCGAAUUUUGUUCAAUGUGUACAGUUAUCCAAAAGAAGAAGAAAAAAUUGGCAGCUUUCACAACUCGACAACUUCAGGAAAUGUCCACUGUAACCAUUCUGGCUAAAAUUACCCUCUAUAGAUCCUUGAAAUAUCCUCUCUAUGAUUGUACAGCAUCUUUCUCCCCCCAGUUUCCACAGCCUUUCAAAAGCAAAGAGAUUGCAACUCAAAACAUUGAGAUACAUGUAGAUACAACUGAUACCUAGAGAGUGGGGGUACUUUAUAAAAUAAUGAUUUUGAACAAGGUCUUGAUAUGUAUGUAUGCUUUUGCCAACACUUCUAUCUGUUUUAAGUACAUGUUCCAGACAAAAUAAAUCAGUCACCUCUAUGAGUUGAAGACUGCCUCUCUAGAUCUUCGCUUUACUUCAGGUGGGGUAAAACCAACUCCCGUAUGUAAAAUUGUAAGUACUCGGACACAGACAAACAUGUUCUGUUGGUGUAUUUCUAUGUUUUCUACUGGGAAGACCCGACUCUAUACGACCAGUGGCUCUGAGAUGUGUCUAUAAAUUUUGGUUGCAGUUCUGGAGGCUGAUGUCUUUUUGAGUUACAGAUGUACAGUCACACGUUCAAGCCAAAGCCUCAGAUUCUCGUGGUCCUCAAAAUAAAGUUCACCUAAUUCUGCA